AUGGGGAGCAAAACGCAUUCGACGCCGUUGCAAAACAAGUUACAAGAACUACUCGAUCGCCGACGGACGAACGCAACACUCCGUAAUCUGACAUUACCACUUCAGAAUCAGACCGACUUCUCAUCCAACGAUUUUCUGUCACUAUCCACUUCGCCACAACUCAAAUCGGAGUACCUUCAAGAGCUGCAGGGAAUUGACUUGCCAUUGGGUAGCGGCGGGUCAAGACUGCUAGAUGGCAACUCGACGUACGCCGAACAACUGGAGCAAGAGAUUGCCAACUUCCAUGGAGCCACAUCUGGACUGCUGUUUAACAGUGGUUUCGAUGCAAACGCCGGCUUCUUUGCGAGUGUACCGCAGCCGGGAGACGUGAUAGUCUAUGAUGAGCUUGUACAUGCAAGCGUUCAUGACGGCAUGAGGUUAUCACGAGCGGGGAAGACGAUUGCUUUUGAACACAACUCCAUAUCUGCUCUAAAGAAUGCUUUGGUGGCAGUUCUUGGUGAGAACGAGGGUGUGCGAGACAACGGAUGUAAUGUAUUCGUGGCAUUGGAAUCCAUCUACAGUAUGGACGGAGACGUAUGCCCUUUGAGAGAGAUGGUGGAGGUCGUAGAAGAAGUCUUGGGCCCUGAACGAGGAUAUAUCGUCAUCGACGAGGCCCAUUCUACUGGUGUAUUAGGACCAGAGGGAAAGGGGUUGGUAUGUGAACUAGGCCUCGAGAAACGCAUAUUCGCACGGCUCCACACAUUCGGGAAAGCGGUAGCGGCAAACGGAGGUACGUCUUCGUUCAUUCUCUCCAAGUUUGUGACAGAUGCUAAGUACUUCACAGCAAUCAUUCUCGGCUCAGACACCUUGCGUCAUUACCUCAUCAACUACGCACGUCCGCUCAUAUAUACAACGUUCCUGUCCUACCCCUCUCUGGCGCUCAUACGCUCUUCGUACCGGCUACUUCAGUCUGGCCAGAGCCCUCGGUCAUCUCCAGAGACACUCCGACUUGGCUAG
Messenger RNA from Alternaria ventricosa, 996 nucleotides. RefSeq lists its product as uncharacterized. NCBI's taxonomy places the organism in Eukaryota, Fungi, Ascomycota, Dothideomycetes, Pleosporales, Pleosporaceae. Bases 1 to 996 code for a protein of 331 amino acids. The transcript has 2 exons. Gene Ontology annotation, molecular function: pyridoxal phosphate binding. Gene Ontology annotation, biological process: biosynthetic process. The record is from RefSeq and is a predicted model, not a curated record.